Scleropages formosus (Asian bonytongue) is the source of this 1771-nucleotide messenger RNA. It is a transcript of the gene mrm3b, whose product is annotated as mitochondrial rRNA methyltransferase 3b. The transcript is spliced from 4 exons. Gene Ontology annotation, molecular function: RNA methyltransferase activity; RNA binding. NCBI's taxonomy places the organism in Eukaryota, Metazoa, Chordata, Actinopteri, Osteoglossiformes, Osteoglossidae. The record is from RefSeq and is a predicted model, not a curated record. Gene Ontology annotation, biological process: RNA processing. The coding region runs from base 4 to 1458 and encodes 484 amino acids.
AACAUGGCGGCGUUCGUGCGGCGCGUGGCCUGUCGUAUCUUGUCGGUGGAUUCUAGAACAAUCCUGACAGUUAAAGAAAAUCCGUGCAGAGACUUGAGGAGGUACGUGCGAGCGCUGAGGCGCAAACCCGUGAGAGUCCUGUUUCCAGACGGCGAGGGUGAGAAGGCGAAGCCGCAGAAACAAAAACAGAAACGAGACGAGAGGAGCGCUGAGCCUGAGGCGGCUGAGCAGCGAGCGGAAUUAUUAUCCGCCGGCGGACGUCCCAGGAGAAGCGGCUCGGACUCACAGCCGAGAGCGGAGGCUCCCGAGAAAGCAGAAGCGAGCCGAAGGAGCGGUCCGCCGACUACGGCCGCACAUGAGAUGGAACUGCUGCUGGAUGGAGGACUGCGCUAUGAAAGGGCCCACGCGGGGGACAGGAGACUCGGGAGGGCAGUGAGUAUGGCUCGCUCUAGGAAGUACCGCGAGCAGCAAGGCAAGGUGCUGCUGGAGGGGCGGCGGCUGAUCUGUGACGCACUGCUUGCGGGCGCCGUCCCCCACACGCUCUUCUUCAGCAGCAUGGAUCAGCUGCGUGAGCUACCCCUGGAUAAAGUCCGCCGCGCCAGCCUGGUCAAGGUGAAAUUUGAAGAUAUUCAGAUGUGGUCCGACCUUGUGACCCCACAAGGAGUAAUAGCUAUAUUCUUGCGGCCGGAUGCAUUGCGGCUAACUUUCCCUCAGGACAGGCGUGGUCAUGCUGUGCCCUUGUCCCUCAUCUGUGACAACGUGCGUGACCCGGGGAACCUGGGCACCAUUCUGCGUUGUGCUGCUGCGGUGGGAUGCCACAAUGUGCUGCUCACUAAAGGGUGUGUGGAUGUGUGGGAACCCAAGGUGCUGCGAGCUGCAGUGGGGGCCCACUUUCGUGUUCCCAUCUUUCCCAGCUUACAAUGGGACGAUGUUCCCAGGCACCUCCCAGCUGAGGUCACCGUUCACCUGGCUGAUCACUGUAGCAUCACAGAUGACAGCCAUAGGGCCUUGAGGGAAGUGGGGCUGCCCAAAAACCACACCCCAGGAAAGGCAGAGAUAUAUGGCUGGGUGAGAAGUCGGCCUUGUUCCAGAGACACACCUCACAAGAACCAUCCUGAUGAUUGGGAUUCAGACUCUGACAGUGAGUCUGAUGAGGAUGGCGAUGAUAAAGGUGGGCCUAAGAUCUCUCUUCCAAAAGUGGAGACUCAGCUUUAUCAUGAAAGCUGGGCUGAGAAUCCCACAGCUCUUGUCAUUGGUGGGGAGACCCACGGGCUCAGUCUGGAGGCCCUCCACUUGGCUGAGAGAACAGAUGGUCGGAGGCUAUUUGUCCCCAUGGUUCCAGGGGUGGACAGCUUGAACUCUGCCAUGGCUGCCAGCAUUCUCCUAUUUGAGGGCAGGAGACAGCUGCUGCUGUCAGUCCAACGCUUUAACAGUGACAUCCAUUCAAAAACAGAGUGAUGUUCACUUAUGAUCCUGUGCAUAUUUUGUCCAUUUUCUCAUGUGUUUUGGUAACAUAAAUAUGCUUUUUUUAACCAUCCUGGAAGUCACUGUAUUUCUUGGACAAUCCCAUGCUGCUGUCCCUACUGCUAGGACUCUUUGUGGUGUGUGUUUCCUCUUCAGGGGUUUAGCCCUUAUUGGUACCAAAUGGAGUCCAGUAACUGGGCCAUCUGAUGGCAUUCAGAUGUUUUACUCUGAUGGAUUCCAGAUUUCCUUUCAACCCCCACAAAACACACAGCAGAUUGUUCCGAGUGCCUUUUUUCCUCAGUCAUCA